AUGCAAAUGGCGUCGGUAUCAAGCGAAACAAUUUGGUCAUCAAUGAUUGCUGCUCGACAGCUUUCAAUAACUUAUUAUACACUUUCAACCUGUUUAACUGACUUCUUACAUCGUUACGUUGAAAUGUCAUCAUCAUCUUCAUCACCACAAACAAAUAAUAUCUCAUCUUCAUUAUUUCAUAACCUUGACAAAACAUUAUUUACUUCUUCUAUUACAUCAAUAAAUCAAUCACAACUUUUGGAUGAAUACUCCAAUAUUUUACUAAAUAUAUUAAAACAAAGUUCUAUACAUACGAAUAUAAUACAAAAUGUUCGCCGUCUUUUUCGUCUCGAUUUAUUUCUUAAAGAAUUAUUUACGACUGAGCUUAACGAAUAUUGUCUCUGUCAAGAAUGUGAUUGCACAAUAUCGAAUAGUAUAACUGAUGUAAUUCAUGAUGUCGGUGAAAUACGAACAACAUUAUUAACUGAAUCUAGUCAAAUAUCUUGUGCAUGUUUUCGAUGUGGAGAUCAAAAUCAAACAAAAACAUUAAUAUUUAAACAAUUAAGUCCUUGUCUUGCAUUAACAGUAAAUCGUUUAAAUAUAAAUGCAACUGAUCAAUUAACGAAUGCACAAGGUGUAGCAUAUGAGUUAUGUUAUGUCAUUGAAUUUGAUUCAAUAUCACGUUCAAUAAUCAAUGUAUAUUUACGUCAAGAUACAGAAUUUAUUAAAGUUGAUGGACAAGAUAUAUCAAGUCGAUCAUUAUCAAUAAAUAGUCAAGGAAAAUAUCUUACACUUUGGCUAAGUCGUUCAACAUCAGUUACAGUUCCUCAACUAUCUGAAUUACAAACAACUGUUUCACAUAAUGUUACAUUUCUAUCGCCACCACAAUCAGCAUCAUCAUCUUCACAAUUAGUAUCAAAUUCUAUAACAAAUAAUGAUAUAUCUAUUCCAAACGAAAGUGCGAAUACAAUUGAUUUUGGUGAUAUUCUAAUACCAUCAGAUAUUACACUAAAUCAUAAUGGUGAUGAUGAUGAUCAAUUUUGGAAUUCUUUAACUGAACAGUCAACACCAGCUGAAAGUGAAACAAUGUCAAUAACAAAUAAUAAUGAUCCUGUUAAUGAUCUAUAUUUAACAUUACUUCAUUCAACAAAUAAAGAUUCAACAGCAAUAAAAAGUCGAGUUGAACAUGAUCGUACUGUAAAUACACUUGCAUCAAAUAUUCUUUGGCCAUUAAUUCUUGAUCAAACAAAUCGACGUAAUGAAAAAAAAACUUCAUCAUCAUCAAUAGCAACAACAAUACAAACGCUAUCAUCGAAUUCAUCAACUGCUAGUUCAACUAGUAAAAGAAAUCAUUCAUAUAAACAAUUAUCGUCUUCUGUUAAAUCUCGACGAACACAUCCGUAUACAAAAACAUAA
Molecule: messenger RNA, 1395 nt
Organism: Rotaria sp. Silwood2
Lineage: Eukaryota; Metazoa; Rotifera; Eurotatoria; Philodinida; Philodinidae
Source: the annotation of a GenBank genome assembly